Messenger RNA from Triplophysa rosa, 6823 nucleotides. RefSeq names its product HECT, C2 and WW domain containing E3 ubiquitin protein ligase 2b (gene hecw2b). Gene Ontology annotation, biological process: regulation of dendrite morphogenesis. The record is from RefSeq and is a predicted model, not a curated record. Lineage: Eukaryota; Metazoa; Chordata; Actinopteri; Cypriniformes; Nemacheilidae. The transcript is spliced from 29 exons. Bases 34 to 4365 code for a protein of 1443 amino acids. Gene Ontology annotation, molecular function: ubiquitin-protein transferase activity; protein binding.
CACACCUCCCACCACCCCUCUACCCAGGUCACCAUGGCUACCGGCACUACCACGACUGCCCGUGAACAUCUCCUAGUGGUGAGGCGGCGAAGCCCGCACAUGCGCUACACGCUGAGCCCCGAAAACCUCUGCAGCCUCUCGGCGCAGAGUGCUUCUGGAAAUGGGGGAAGCUCCAGAGGAGGAGCCCCGGAGCCGAUGGGCCUGCAGAGGGCCAACAGUGACACCGACCUGGUGACGUCGGAUAGCCGUUCCUCUUUAACAGCCUCGACGUACCAGUUCACGCUCGGGCGGGGACAAAACCUGGUCAUCUCUUGGGAUAUCAAGGAGGAAGUGGAUGCCACCGACUGGAUCGGGCUGUACCAUAUUGACGAGACGUGUCCUUCCAACGUCUGGGAUUCAAAGAACCGCGGUGUAAAUGGUACUCAGAAGGGGCAGAUUGUAUGGAGGUUGGAGCCUGGGCCGUACUUCAUGGAACCUGAGACCAAAAUCUGUUUUAAAUAUUAUCAUGGCGUGAGCGGGGCACUGAGGGCUACAACCCCCUGCAUUACAGUCAAAAACCCAGGAGUCACAGUCGGGGCAGAAGGGCAGCUGGACGGUCAGUCUGUAACAGAACAUUGCAGGAAAUUGGUCAGCUUCACUUUAUCGGAUAUCAGGGCUCAGGGUUUGAAGAAAGGAAUGUUUUUUAAUCCGGACCCCUAUCUGAAGAUGAGCAUCCACCCAGGCAAGAGAAACGGCUUCCCGACAUUCACCCACCACGGCCAAGAGAGACGAACAUCCAUCAUAUCCAACACCACCAACCCGGUGUGGCACGGAGAGAAGUACACCUUUGUUGCGUUGAUGACGGACGUUCUGGAAAUUGAGGUCAAGGACAAAUUUGCCAAAAGUCGCCCGAUCAUUAAGCGCUUUUUGGGUCAGCUGACGAUCCCGGUUCAAAGACUGCUGGAGAGACAUGCGGCGGGGGAUCAGUAUGCGAGUUACACCCUUUGUCAGCGUCUGCCGACUGAACAUGUGAGCGGGCAACUUCAUUUAAGGGUGGAGAUCACAUCUAACGGACAAGAAGAUGCUAUGGGGUCCCUGCUGGGAGCGUCCUCUGUGAACGGAGACCCCGGCAGCCCAUCGGACGACGAGGACGUGUUGCAUCCCACCCCUCGCGUGAUCAGAGGCCCCUCACCCACCGGUUCCGAAGGGUCCCUGCACGGCGAUGCCUUCAGACCCGACGAGUUCUCCAUGGACCCCGAUGAAGAUCGGCUUCAACGAGACGGGAUCCCAGACCCUGGUGAAGGAGUCCCGGGUCAUACUCACAGACAAUCCUCGCUUAAUGAUUACCUGGAUGCCAUCGAGGCUCCUAAAGGCCCCGGGGACAGACCCCUGGGAGCCGCGUCCCCUAAACUACGCUCCAGUUUCCCCACCGACACCCGGCUCAAUGCCAUGCUUCAUAUAGACUCGGAUGAAGACGAGGAAGGACACGCCUCCCGGGAUGCGGCGUUGACCAACGGGGCACAAGGACCAGGACCCGCCUCCUCUGAACAGGACAAGGGGAAGGGUCCUGCGAAAGACAGGGGGAAAGUUGGGUCAGAAACGGCGAGCGGAGCCACGGAGGCGACCGCAUCGGGUUCGAGUAGCAGCGCCACGACGAGCCAAAACGGAGGGGCGGAGGGAAGUCACGACUCCACACAAACCACUGACGGCACGCAGCAGCCAGCUGCCGUAACACAGGACGGGGAUGGAUUGGGUACCAGGGAUGAUGUUGCAUCAUCCGAGGCCUCAGCUCGCGAAGUGGGCGGAGCCACUGCCGCCAAGCACUCAGAGCAGGGAGGCUCAAACGAGGCAGCCAAUGAGGGGGAGGAAGAUAGAGACGUCUGGAGGAGGCGGAACCUGCGGGCAUCGGGUAACGCAUCACAGGCCGAAGGGGUGGAAUCAAGUAAUGAAGCGAGGGCGGAGGCUGAGUCUGCACAGGUUGCCACGGCAACGGAUGCAGAGACAGGCACAAGUGCCCAAUUGAACGGCCAUCAGGCGGUGAGGUCACUUCCUUCGGUGCGUCACGACAUCAGUCGCUAUCAGAGAGUGGAUGAACCUCUCCCACCAAACUGGGAAGCUCGUAUCGACAGUCACGGCAGGAUUUUCUACGUGGAUCACGUCAACCGAACGACCACCUGGCAGCGUCCCACAGCGCCACCUGCGCCUCAGGUCCUUCAGAGAUCCAACUCUAUUCAACAGAUGGAGCAGCUUAACCGCAGGUAUCAGAGUAUUCGGAGGACAAUAACCAAUGAGAGGACAGAUGAGCAGGCUGCAGAGAUGCCUUCAGAUGAAACUGACUUGUUGCACAACUCCAUACCUGAAUACCGGCGUGAUGGUGUGGUCGGACCCACGAGUUCUCGAUCUCGUCUGUCUCUGCUGCUUCAGUCUCCCACCGCCAAGUUUCUCACCAGCCCUGAUUUCUUCACCGUACUGCAUUCCAACCCUAGUGCCUACCGCAUGUUUACAAGUAACACGUGUCUGAAGCACAUGAUCAGUAAAGUGCGACGGGACACGCAUCACUUCGAACGCUACCAGCACAACCGAGACCUGGUGGCCUUCCUCAGCAUGUUCGCCAACAAACAGCUGGAUCUGCCGCGGGGCUGGGAAAUGAAACACGAUCACGUGGGCAAGCCUUUCUUCGUGGACCAUAACUGCAGGGCCACCACCUUCAUAGACCCCCGUCUGCCGGUUCAGAGCGCUCGACCCAGCAGCCUUCUGGUCCACCGGCAGCACCUGAGCCGCCAGCGCAGCCACAGCGCAGGAGAGGUGGGUGAUGACCCUCGACAUGCAGGACCCUCUGUACUGCCACGCCCCUCCAACAACUUCACAGCCAAUCGUAACCAGUGUCAAGAUGUAGUUCCUGUUGCCUAUAAUGAUAAAAUAGUCGUGUUUUUGCGGCAGCCGAACAUUUUCGAGAUCCUGCAGGAGAGACAGCCUGAGCUCAUUCGAAAUCAUUCGCUCAGGGAGAAAGUUCAGUUCAUUCGUAAUGAAGGCGUGUCUGGUUUAGCUCGACUCUCCAGUGAUGCCGACUUAGUGAUUUUACUCAGUUUGUUUGAAGAGGAUGUGAUGUCAUAUGUUCCGCCUCAUGCCUUACUACACCCCAGCUACUGUCAAUCACCUCGAGGGUCUCCAGUCUCCUCCCCUCAGAACUCCCCAGGAACACAACGGGCCAAUGCACGAGCCCCCGCACCGUACAAAAGAGACUUCGAAGCCAAACUUCGAAAUUUCUAUCGCAAACUGGAGACCAAAGGUUACGGACAGGGACCGGGCAAAGUCAAGUUGAUAAUCCGCAGAGACCACCUACUCGAGGACGCCUUCAACCAGAUCAUGUGCUACUCACGCAAGGAUCUACAAAGAAGUAAACUUUACGUCAGCUUCGUUGGAGAGGAGGGACUGGACUACAGCGGCCCGUCGCGAGAGUUUUUCUUUCUGGUGUCGCGGGAGCUCUUUAACCCGUACUACGGUCUGUUCGAGUAUUCAGCCAAUGACACCUACACCGUUCAGAUCAGCCCCAUGUCUGCCUUCGUGGACAACCAUCACGAGUGGUUUCGGUUUAGCGGGCGUAUUCUGGGUCUGGCUCUCAUCCAUCAAUAUCUGCUGGACGCCUUUUUCACACGACCCUUCUACAAAGGUCUGCUGCGGAUUCUGUGUGAUCUGAGUGAUCUGGAGUAUCUGGAUGAAGAGUUUCAUCAGAGUUUGCAGUGGAUGAAGGAUAAUGAUAUUGAGGAUAUGCUGGACCUCACCUUCACCGUCAAUGAAGAGGUCUUUGGACAGAUCACAGAGCGCGAGCUGAAGCCCGGCGGUGCGAAUAUCCCCGUGUCUGAGAAGAAUAAGAAGGAAUACAUUGAGCGGAUGGUGAAGUGGCGUAUUGAGAGGGGCGUCGUUCAGCAGACCGACAGUCUCGUCCGAGGCUUUUAUGAGGUUGUGGAUGCACGGCUGGUGUCUGUGUUUGAUGCACGUGAGCUGGAGCUGGUGAUAGCCGGAACUGCCGAGAUCGAUCUGUCAGAUUGGAGGAACAAUACGGAGUACAGGGGAGGUUACCAUGACAACCACCUUGUGAUUCGCUGGUUCUGGGCGGCAGUGGAGCGAUUCAACAAUGAGCAGAGACUCCGACUGCUUCAAUUUGUGACAGGGACGUCCAGCAUCCCGUACGAGGGCUUCGCAUCGCUCCGGGGCAGCAACGGACCGCGUCGCUUCUGCGUAGAGAAAUGGGGGAAGAUCACUUCUCUACCCAGAGCUCACACGUGUUUCAAUCGCCUCGAUCUUCCCCCGUAUCCCUCGUUCUCCAUGCUGUAUGAGAAGAUGCUGACCGCAGUAGAGGAGACCAGCACUUUCGGCUUGGAGUGAAUGUUCACUUUUGCACUUUGGUCGGAUCGAACAUAUUCUCUUUUCUCAACCCCUUCACAAAUUACUCGAACAGACGAGUCACACUCUGAAAAACCGAGUCAAACGGGUUUGGUUGACGGAUGUACACCGGAUGUAUUUGGAUGUUACACUCGCUCUAGAUCCGUCACGCAAAGUGCAAAGUGGUGAAAAUAUGAAGAAGUUGAUAAUCCAAAGGACUAUAUUUUGACGCUCUUUUUAUCUGUACAAAAGACUUUUUUUAUGGACCAUCGAACUACAGCGCGAGCGGACGGGUUUUGUGUUGUUUUAGAUUUCGUCUGUUUCUGAUCGCUUGACUGAUCGUCGUCUUCAUUCGCCGCUUAAUUUUGCAUUGUAUGGAUUGUCACGUUUUCACGUUUGUAUAUUUGUUUGGUUUGCGCGUACACAAACACGUUUAAAAAAGGGCAUGUUACACAAAAGUGCACUCUUACUCGCACUUCAACAUGAAUGUGAUCACUAUGUGCAAAUAAUCUUAAAAACGAACAAGAAGUUAACAUCUAGGAAUGUUUCCAACUUUGGCCUUCCUGAGAAACCUCGGUUAAAGAAUUUUCUACUGGAAUGUUCACAAAGCUAUCGAAAGCCUUAGAGUCAACAUGAAAUGAUUAUUUAUAGUAUUUACUUACUUAAACAGACAUUUUUGGUGAAAUUGUGCAAAAAACAAUUCUAAAUGUGGUGUUUCAAGAAAGAACCUCCAGCAUCUUACAAACUAACAUUCAUGUCUAAAUCCUUUUUCAUUUUUGAAUAUGGAACUCCUUUUUCCCCCAAUAAGCCAAGUUUCAUUUUUUUACUUUUUUUAUUAAAUCAUAUUGUAGGAGUAAAAAAGGGUUUUAAAAAGUUUCACGUUGACUUCAAUGGUUUUAUAUCAUAACCUGAGCUUUAGUGAGACAUGAAUGUUUUCCAAAUGUUUUUUAUUCUUGAUCAUUUGUCCUGAACACAAACUUGUUUUCUUGAAUCAGUCGACGACUGUCAAUCCCAGAGAAAACCAUAUCAGUACAUUCCAGACUUUUCCAUUGGGGUUAAAUCAGUUUAGCCUUUUACGAUACACUGCCAUGGCUGCGGGACACUGGAUUGGACACUUGUUCUGAAUGUUUUGUAUUCGGGUAAAUUUUAUCGAACUUAGUAUCGCUUCCAGUAAAAACUGGCAUAGUUUAUACUGCCAUGGGGCUUUGUAAGGUCCAUCAAAUGUUAGAAAAGCAACAGAAAAAAACUUGAGCGUAUCACGUUUUGGCCGAUUCGAUUACGGUUGGAUCAUGUUGAUUAUAUUUGCAUUAAAGCUUUUACAGUGCGGUGCUGAAAUUUGUGCAGAAUGUACCAAAGUUUAGGGCUGGCAUAGACUGUCCAAAUGCAACGUAUUACGUGAAGUCAUGAACGCGCAUCGCAGAACAGAGCAAGGCGAGCAUUUGUGUUUAUAAAGUAUAUACAUUUUUAUUUUUUUAGAAAACGACUGAUCGUUUCGCUAGAUAAGUCCCUUAUUCAUUGUCUGGUAUCGUUUAAAGCCCUUUGAAGCUGCACUGAAACUGUCGUUUUGACCUUCAACCGUUUGGAGUCCAUUGAAGUCCACUAUAUGGAGAAAAAUCCUGGAAUGUUUUCAUCAAAAACCUUAAUUUCUUUUCGACUAAAGAAACAAAUACAUAAACAUCUUGGGUGACAUGGGGGUUGAGUAAAUUAUCAUGAAAAUUUAUUUUGAAAAUGAACUAAUCCUUUAAUUCUUAAAAUCUCAUAAAAAAAACUUGUGGUGUCAACUCUUAUAUAGUUGUUGUUCUUGGAGUGCACAGGCCUUAAAUAAUUUUGUUUUUAUCUUAUCGAAGAGAGAAUGUAAAUUGGAACAUGAAAGUGAGUAAAUGAUCAAAUAAUAUUGAUUUAUUCUUGAACUUUAGUACCCUGAAGGCCUGAGCCGUUACACGUCUUCUGAACAUCAGAGGUCAGGAGUGUAAACGGAUGCUAGGAAACUGGGAUCAAACGUUGUUUAUAAGUUACGCGUCAUGCUGAUGUUCAUUACUGGACAGUUUCUGCUUCUGCUCUAGUGGACCUUGUCACUUUUAUUUUCCACCAAUCACACGCUCUACCACUUGCUUGUGACUGUUGAUUGGUUAACAGCUCUCAAUGCUCAUGUUUUCACCACAGAUGAUUGUAUAAAGCUGUUUAUCUCACGGAAAAUGCCUCUCGAUUCUUUUAUUCCUUUGUUUAUAACUGAGCAACAGACAUAAAUUGAACAAUGUCUGAAGGUUUAGCAGGGGCUUUAGAGGUGUUGUAAUGUUAAUAUUGUGGUGUAUUUAAUCGUUGUUUGUGAAAGGGAAAUGUUGUGAAACAAUGUCUGGAUCAUAUUUUACUCUAAUAUCAAGCAAAAUGCAUUAAGAUUGUAUGUUUGUUUUAGGCAAAUUAACCAUGUUUUAUUAUAAUAAAUGGGUUGUAAACUGUAUAA